Messenger RNA from Chenopodium quinoa (quinoa), 624 nucleotides. Its product is annotated as ankyrin repeat-containing protein BDA1-like. Gene Ontology annotation, cellular component: plasma membrane. Gene Ontology annotation, molecular function: protein phosphatase 1 binding; protein phosphatase regulator activity. The record is from RefSeq and is a predicted model, not a curated record. Lineage: Eukaryota; Viridiplantae; Streptophyta; Magnoliopsida; Caryophyllales; Amaranthaceae. The transcript is spliced from 2 exons. Bases 1 to 624 code for a protein of 207 amino acids.
AUGGUGAAUUCGAGCAUUUUCUACACACAUGACCAAGAUGGUAAGACACCUGUUCACGUAGCUGCCAUAAAUGGUCAAAUUGACGUACUUGAGGUUGUUCUUAAUGUAGAGCUAGAAGCUGCUCGAGAGCGAACAAUGGGUGGUGAAAGUGUGUUGCAUUUGUGUGUGAAACAUAAACAACCAAAGGCUUUGAGGUUUUUGGUAAAAAGGAUGGAUGAUGGUGAGUUGCUUAACCUCGAUGAUGCCCUUGGCAAUACCGUCUUGCACCUAGCUGUGGCUGCCAAACAACCAGAGAUGGUAGAAUUUAUAAUAGUACAUCCAAAGAUUAAAAAGAAUGCGGUUAACAAAAAUGGAUUGACAGUUGUGGAUACUCAUAAGCAAAGUCGGAAGGAUUUGAUACAAGAUAAAAAGAUAUGGAAACUCCUUAAUCGUGCCAAUGCGUUACCUGCAAAGGAAGCACUGAUAACGAAAAAAGACCGUGCUUGGUUGGAGGAACAUCGCACAGCUCUAAUGGUGGCGGCAUCCUUGAUCGCAACUGUUAUAAACGGAACUGCGGGAACAAAAACAGUAAGAACAAAGUUACCGAAAAAUAGACUGAGUCGCGGACUAUGUCGCUUUCUUUAG